Messenger RNA from Nothobranchius furzeri (turquoise killifish), 4760 nucleotides. It is a transcript of the gene tmem200b, whose product is annotated as transmembrane protein 200B. Lineage: Eukaryota; Metazoa; Chordata; Actinopteri; Cyprinodontiformes; Nothobranchiidae. The record is from RefSeq and is a predicted model, not a curated record.
GUGAAAAUUAGCUGUCUGUAAAGUCUUUUGUUUUAAAUAUAGAUUCAUAAAAAAAAAAUCAACUAAACUUCCCGUUUCCGGUCAGAGCUUUUAUUGAGAAGGUCACGUGUGUUGCUCGGCGGUCGUUUCCGGACGCUUGACGGAUGGAUCGUUGGCAGUGGCCGCCGCAGACUCAGAGCGGGACUGGAGGGCGGUCCGCUUCUCCAGCAGCUGGGUCCAACUUAGAACGGAGUGAGGUCGGUCCGGAUCGGUUCGGAUCCGGUGUUGGAAGAGGUUCUUUGUUCUGUUCGGUGUUGUUGGGCAACAGUUGGGUUAACUUCAGCUCAAACCGGACCGGAGGCGGCUCGUCUGGAACUGGAUGUUUUAUUUCUACAAACUAAAGCUCCCAACAGUUACACCAGAACUAGUUCUGAUGAGUGACAGGCUGGAUGUGGGUCCGAACCUCGGCUGCGGGGUUCUGGAGUGAAACUCUUCAGUUAAGUGCUGCAGUCGGAGGUUCUGGUGCUUUGGGUCUGAGUUCCGUGGCGUGCUGCCGAGUGUCUGGUGAUGCUGCGGUUCGGUCUGUUUCUACCCGCCACACGGCAGUCUGGAUAAGAGGGAGACAGCCCGGUUCGGUUCGGAUCAGCAGCUCACAGCCUUUCGUCUUUAAGAUCCCUGCACGGUGGGACCAGGAUCAGAGGCUUUUGGGUUCCUGCCAUCAUGAAGGCUCAGAAGUCUCAGGGAGUGACGCCGGCGUCCCCCUCCUGCAGACGGAAGUACCGUUUUCACUUCAGAGGCAGGAAAAAGCAAGGAGUGAUUCAAGGGAAGCUCCGGAUCCGGUCGCUGCCCGGAGCCUUCCUGGUUCUUGGAGUGGCAGUGGUGGCUGUUGGUACUGCUCUAGCUGUGGUCCAGUACUGGCCUUACCGGUCCUCCCUUCAUAGAGGGGUUCCAGAGGGGGGGCAUCUGUCCGAGUCGCAGACCUCUGGAUGGAAUCUGAGCACCAGAAGAUUCCUGUCCUCGUCUGGUCUGCUUCAUGUGGAGAGGAUGAAGCUCCUAGGUCCGGUCAUCAUGGGGGUUGGGCUCUUCAUCCUCAUAUGUGCCAACACAGUUCUGUACGAGAACCGGGACAGAGAGACCCAAAUGCUUUUGGCUCAGAUGCGCAGUGUAAUCUGCUCUGUCUCAGCAGCUGUCCCCUCAGCGGGUCUCAGAGACGCCGCUGCAGCCAACCUGAUGAACCAACAGUACCAGUGGGUCAGUAGUCUGCCAGCUGCUCAUCUCAACAUCUUGUGUCCGCAGCAGAUGGCUGAUUCUGAGCCCCUGCGCCAAUCCAGGUCCUUCAGAGACCUGGAGGACAGCUCAAGAGGAGUCUACCAGAAGGCUGUUCUCAAGACAGAAGCCCUCCACCACCACGGGUCAGAACCGCCCCUUUCCCCCCUCUCCUCUUCCUGUGAUAACUGUCAGACACAGAUGUUUUCUGAACAGAGAAGACAGAAUAUCCCCCUUCUGAAGCUCAGUGUCAGCCUGGUGUCUGCCAGCUCCAUGUCCAACCUUGAGACAGAAGAACUGGACGUCCCUGCUGCACUACCAAGGCGCUGCCACAGUUUAAGCCACAGAAUUCACCCUUCCAUAGUUCAAACUGGUCUGGGUCCAGAAGCCGGACUUCACACUUCUGAGGAGGACCAUGAGAGGGAGCAGCUGAAAACCCUCGGAGGACAGUGUGGGUCCCAGGUCUGCGUGACCAUCCCGGGACAGCCCACUAACCCUAUAGAGGAGCUAACCCAUCAUAGCUGGCCUCGGUUGGACCUGGGUGGGGUGAGACGCUACCUGAAACUGGAGAACAAAGAGGGCUCGGUGGACAAACUGCUGGACCAGUUGGAGUUGCAGAGUUGUUCCUGUGAGAGAGGUUUUGGUUCUGGUCCUUUCCAGUGAUGAAAGCUGUCUCCAAACACUCGGACCAGUAGAGCAGAAAAAAACCCAAAGUCUGAGUCCUCCGGAGACCAACCUGGAUCAGAGUUAGGUUCCAGUGAAGUCUGCAGUUUGACUUGUCCAGAACCCAGCUGGUACCUCGCUUCACUGACCCGCCUGCUCCCAGAACCACAUGCUCAGCUCAGUGUAGGAGAGACCGGUGGACCAAGCUGUUUUCAUUGUGUUAACAGCUCUGUGGCAAAUUACCCAGAAUCCUCGGCUCGGCUUACGAAGCGCUGACAGCUCGUAAAACGCGGGACAUAAAUUCAACUCCAAACUGCAAACAUGACGCACGGCAACAGGUUCCCUUUAAAACUGCUUCGAAGUUCUUGUUCUGAUGAGUUUCUGUCUGCAGAGGAAAAGUCCUUCUGGCUUAUUAGAGCUGGGAUCAGGUUUGCUCGUCUGCCUGUAACAGCGGUGCAGGCUGUCAGGGAAUGACUCUUCAUUAGUUCAAAUUCCUCCUCUGUAGUUUUGUUUUUGAGGAUUUUUAUGUUCUUUUGCUGUGCCGACACCAGCUCCCUCUUUCUACCGGUUUAUGUAACAAACAAGUUUAUCUUUGACCACUUCCUACGGAUCACCGUAAACAUCUAAACCAUAUAAAUGCAGCUAUUAAUGAAAACAAAAAAAAAUGAUUAUGAAGUCAGUUUUAAACCAUGUGUAAUCAGGUUAUUAUGUGUGAUUGUUUUGUUUAAAGUAGCAAUCGGGAGAUUUCCCCCUUCCAGAAAGUACAUCUGAUUUUUUUUUAUAAAUCAGUAAAAGUGACAGUCUUACCCUGUACUGUGAUAUAAUCAGUGUUGGGAGUAAUGCGGUACAGAAGUAAUUCAUUACUGUAAUGCAUUGCUUUUUGCUGUAAUGUGGUAAUGUAAGGCAUUACAGGGAAAGAAAAUGGUAAUAUUUACUCGGUACAAUUGUCAGUAACGCGGUAAUUACAAUGCAUUUUUAAACCCAGAAUCAAGAUGCGUUUCUUAAAAAUUCAAAUUGCGGGAAACCCGAAAAAAGUUCCAGUAUCUGCAUAUAUGACGUCAUUUAUGGACUCAGCUUUGCGGGCAGAGAGGACGUAGCGGUACCGGCUCACAUACUCCAGCUGCGUCCUCCAUGCGGCCGCUGUAACAUUCACAAAAUCGCUCCACUAAAACAAAAUAAUUCACCUGCGAUCGUUCAUAUCAGCGCAUGUUCUCUGGUAUUCUGUACUUUUCUGACGUGCUUUGCCUCAUCUGAAUUAAUCUGGGCCCCGGUGAUUUUAACUCAUUGCUGCUGGAGCGCCGCGCAUGUGCAGAUCCCUUUGGCUGAUAGAAAGUAGGAAGUCUAGGAAACAGUUUUUUCUGGAAGACAGAGAAAACAUGCAGCAUGCAGGACGGUUAGAGAGAGAAAGGGCAGGAAAUAAUUCAAAUAAAAUCAAGAAAACAAAACAAAGGGCUUGAAAAGACAAAAAGUAGGUAGAUUUAUCCCCAAUACUCAUUUUUACCAGUGAAAAGCAAUAAUAUGUAAGCAUUCAUUAUUUAUACAUGUGAUGGAAUCAGAUCACCCCAGAUGUCAGUGCCACAUCCAGGGCCGUAUCAAGACAUUUGGGGACCAAGGCUAAAUAGACUUGGAGCCCCCACCACCCCACUCCCUGCUCAGUUAAUCUAAGAUGGCAGCGUGCUGGGAGUACAGAUUGUUGUUGCUUUUAUUUCUAAAGAACUGUUUUAACAGCAAUCCUAGCUCAGACACCACAUCACCUUCCACCGGAUGUGUCAUGAGUUCACCAGGCAUCAGAUUACCAAACUCAUACUGAAGUUGUUUUGUUGAAAGUAACUUAGAGUAAUGCAAAAGUAGUGUAAUGCCUUACAUUUUAAAAUCAGUAAUAUUGUAAUGUAAUGAAUUACUUUAAAAUGAGGGUAACAAGUAAUAAAUAAUGUAUUACAGUUUUGAAGUAACUUGCCCAACACUGGAUAUAAUAUAGGCAAUACAUAAUUAGAUUUUCUGAUGAGCCCAUCCCAUACAGCUCCAUGCAUUAUGAGUCGAGCCCUGCUCAGUCUUAGCAACGGGGCAGGAGUGUAGCGCCCCGGCUAACAGGCUCGCUUUCCUCUGCGCGUCAACACCUGAGGCUCCAGCAGACUGUGAAUCCUUUCUUUUUGCAGUCUGUCUAUAAACUAUUUUUGUUAAAUGGCGUAUCUUUCAGUUUCUGCUGGCUCCGUGUUUUUGUCCGAAUUGCCGCAGUGAACUGGGAGUAUUGGUUUAGAAUUAGGACUUAAGCCUAAUCUGUACUUCUCCAGCAGCUCUGCCAGGGAGAGGUGCACAUGCAUUGACAUACAUUUUUCACUCAGACUUCUCCGUCAGCUGGGGAUCUUUGCAAACAAGUACCCGCCAGGUUGGAUUAACGUUUAUAUUUUCAUACUUUCAUAUAUACGUAUUCUGCUGCUAAAUAUCUUUAUUUUUUUUAAGUGCCUCUUGCGCCGACACUUAAUGGCGUUGCGUGUCUCCAUCCUGACGCAGACGGAGAAGUAUAAAUUAAGCUAAACGGAGACAGCUGAUUCUGAAGGGAGGAGCCAAAAGAGAAAGAAGUUUGUUUUGAAGGCGGCCAACCAGAUUCGUAGUGUUGAACACCGCUCUACCUUUUCCACCAUGUUAAAUGCUCAGUUUGCACACAUACAGUGCAAGUGUCCAUUACUCUCCCGUUGCUAUCCGUUUUGAUAUAUAUGCAAACCUCAGACAUUUUCACUCCCCUGGGGAGAGACGUUAGCCUGCUAGCUUACAGCUGCGUGUAUGAAUCCCCGCCUGCUUUAAGUUGUGUGACAUGGUGUUGUUGUCCAAGAAAUAAAAACAAUAUUGAUGUA